Ostrea edulis (European flat oyster) is the source of this 1377-nucleotide messenger RNA. RefSeq lists its product as uncharacterized. Lineage: Eukaryota; Metazoa; Mollusca; Bivalvia; Ostreida; Ostreidae. The record is from RefSeq and is a predicted model, not a curated record. Bases 39 to 965 code for a protein of 308 amino acids. The transcript has 4 exons.
CCUUAUCGAUUAAAAUGAGACAACUGGUGUUGUAAAAUAUGAACAUUAUUAUUUUUAUGAUGAGACAAAUGGUGCUGUACAGUAUGAAUAUCAUUAUUUUUCUGCAACUGAUAUUUUGCAUCCAAACUGCACUCAUGGAAUGUAUUGGAACUGAUGGUAUUGUUUGCUGCGAUGGAUAUCAAUGGGAUAAUGUUCUUCAAGCAUGCAAAGAAUGCACGCCAGGCUUCAUUGGUAUUGGUUGCGGCAUAUCUUGUCCUUUCCCGUAUUAUGGAGCACACUGCAAGAAAAGGUGUUCGUGUGUACGUGAAUAUUGCAAUGUCUCCAUUGGAUGCAUGCAUAAAUACAGGUUCAGUAAAUCUACUCAAGCAAAGAUUUUGGAUCACACGACGAUUUCAUUUUUGAAGGGCGAAAAUUACAGUUCAGACAAAGAUGAUGGUUUAAUGCCGUUCUAUUCUUCAACUUUCCCAACAACGAAUGCAGCACCUGCAAUGGAAAAAGAUGACAAAAUAAUUGCAAGUGGUCCAAUGUUUUGGGGACUUUUUGGAAUAAACGGAACUUUAUUAUUGUUAUUUGCAUCAUAUAUAUUCGUCCGCAUUCACAAAGCCUAUAGACGUAAUGCAUUUGAAGAGACACCCACACAUCACAAUGGAGAACAAGGAAGAAGACUCUCCGCAAAUGUGCACUAUAUUUUACCCCAAAAUAUUUCGCUCGAAUUGCAAGAGAACCAGAUCUACAAUGAUAUUGAUAAGUCUAGUUCCGGGGAAUCGUGCCCACCUGACGAUGAACUUUUCGGUACUUUUCAGAAUUGUGAACCUAUGAUUUGCACUGGGGUAUUGAAGUGUGAUAUUGAAAACAGAAAAUUGGAACACGAAACAGAAUAUAAGCAGCCAAUAUCAAACCUUAAUCAUAUUCAAGAGAAGGAACAAGAUGUAGUUGGAGGAUACUUAACUGUUAUUUGCGAAUAAAAUAUAUCCAUACAGAAUCUAAGAAUCGAGUAACAUUUUCAUCAAUUUCCAUAUACAUGUUAACCUUUUCUGAGUUUAUUAUUCUCUUUCAAUACUUUCAACAGACUGUUUCUGCAUCUAAAUGCAUCUAUACAAACAUUAAUAUUCAUCAUUUAUUGUUGAUAUAGUUUAUGCUGUAUCUGAUAGUUUCCUUCAUUGAAUAUGAUUUGUCACAUAGCCAUUUAGAGACCAGGUGCCGAAUUGAUAUGUACAUGUAUAUAAAGAUUCGAUCAGACCAAUGCAAAUUAUGUAACAUCGAGGUUUACUGGAACAUGCCUUUUAUAUCCUGUAAAUUGGCCCCAUCUAGUGAUUCUGAAGCUUGAGUUUGCUUUUUGUUCAAAAAUUUAUAUUUAUAAGUGGUUGAUAAUUAAAC